CGCGACCACAAUGCGAUACUUAGUACUGCUGCUAUCAAAAUCUCACACUCGAGCCGUCGUUGGGCUUCAACAAGUCAUUAAUUACCGUGGAACCCGCCGGGUCUCCACUCAACGAGCCCGGUUUUCUUCUCUUUUUUCCGCCGUCUUCUCUUUCUCGGCCGAUUUCAGUCUCGCCUCCCGAUGAAAACGUCCUAUCACUUCUCGGCGGAGCCCAUGGACCCAUCACAAAGUAGGCCUAAAGAAAAUAUUUUUCUUUUCUUUCCUCUUGGCCGUUGGUCCGUGGUCGGUAGUUUGCGGCCGGGACUUGUCGGUGUGGAUGCCAUUCGCACCGGCGGGUGGGACGAUCAAUGGGAAUCGGCUUGCCCUGGUCGCCUGAUGCCUUUGUGUCUCAUCGCCGGCCGUUCCGGGAUGCAGGUUUCUCGCGGCAUGGCAUGUCACAACGUAGUAUGGGAAUUGCUGCAGGCCUCGGUCGGCAUGGGUGGGUUCUGCAACAGCAAAAAACCGCUCGCAAGUCACGCACGACUGGUCUUUUUCUUACCAGUGGAUCGUUUUCUGUGCAACGUGAGGUUAUUCGGCAUGAACCGCGGGAGCCUCGGCAUUUGGCGACGGAGCGUGCAUUUCUUUUUGCUCCGGCUGUUCAGGUUGAGUGUUGUUGAUGUCCGCGGAGGCUUCGGGCCACUCCGGCCUCCCGCCGGCCCCGAGCUGCCGAAUCGGACAUUGCCAACGGAAAUUAAGACCAUGGAUGCUGGUUACUGGCUACUACUUGCUUCUGAUAUGCGUAUCGUAAUCUGCGUCAUGCUGAAGAUGUCAUGCUUGUUCCAGAGCUUCGAAGUGCUCACUCUGACCAUGCAUGAACCUAUUGGGUCCUCAAACCGACACGUUGUCCACGCGUUGACUUGUCGACGCUGUGUCCACGUAGCGAGCCAUGCAGCUUCACAAGUGCACAGAGGAUGGCGACACACACUGGCCUUGGUUGAACAAUCCAUGCCAACGCAAUACGCAUAUUACUGUAGUCGUGGCCCUACGCCCCGCAGUUUCGAGCGGCCCAUCGCUACUUAUGCGGACUGGAUCGACAAGGCUGGUCACUGCAUGAGUCUGGCUGUGACCACCUGGCCGAGGCUGGCGGAUGAUCCUAAGCUGGGGUGGUUACUCUGAUGGCCGAAUGCAGAAAGAUAAUGUCUGGAGACCAAAGUUUCAACGUUAUGCUAUCAUCUCUUGAGCUUCCAGUAUGCAGAUUGACGAUGCUCCCGUGGUGUUGAGUACGGAGCACCCUGCUCAUGACAUCUCCCCUUUGGCCAGCAACAUGGCUACCUAGUACGAAGUCGUUGAGUACAAGAGCAAAGUAUUGACGCCGAGCGAGGAACCAAUCACUUGUGAGCAAAGUGUAAAG
This is a messenger RNA of Ilyonectria robusta, 1390 nucleotides long. RefSeq lists its product as uncharacterized. The record is from RefSeq and is a predicted model, not a curated record. Lineage: Eukaryota; Fungi; Ascomycota; Sordariomycetes; Hypocreales; Nectriaceae. The transcript has a single exon. Bases 181 to 1155 code for a protein of 324 amino acids.